AUAAAAAUUCAGCAAAAAUGUCCAUACAAGUUAGUGAACGCGUAACAGCAUCGCCACCGCAUUCACUUGUGGCCGUCGCCAAUAGUGCGAAUGCCGUUAGUCAUGGCAGCGGCGGUGGCACUAAACAACAGUCCGCUACAAUGGUUACUGCGAAGACACCAUUCUCCAUUGAACAUAUUUUGUGUCAAAAUUUACACAACAACAACAAUAAUAAUAAUAAUAGUAAUAAUCACAACAACAAUAGCAAGUUGAAGAUGGCAAAUGCCAAAUGUGUCAAAAAUAAUUGUGAUAGUGACAAAUUGCGGCAGCAGCAGCCGUCGCAACAACAACACCAUCAGAAACACUCGCCCAUACGUGCAUUGGAUGACGCCGAGGAAUAUACGCGACUUGUGGCCCAACAACGUUUCAAAUCGAGCGAACGUGUCAAUUUGUCUGGUGCUUUGACCACACCCUCUUCCAUAUCAUCCACUUCGUCCGCCUCACUGCCAUCACCAACAAUACUGAGUAAUACAACGCAUGGCAACCAAGGCAACAGCAACACAACAGCGCCGGUGCCAACACACCAAAUUAGUCCACGGAGAAGCAACUAUUUACCACAUGCAGCACAACAAGUGUCUGCAGCACCGCCGCCACCACCACCACCAACACUACCGCCACCUCCACCGCAACAUCCACAUCCAGCUUCAGUGUUGUACCCAAGUGCGGCAUAUAGUGACCACGGCUUCUUGCAGAUGACGCUCGGCUACUUGUCACCAUCAUCGGGUGCCUACAAAUCAGUGGACCCUUACUUCCUUUCGCAGGCAAGCCUCUUCGGUGGUGGGCACCUCUUUGGCGGCGCCGGUUGUGUGCCUGAGUUGGCUUUGGGUUUGGGGAUGGGUGUGAAUGCAUUGCGUCACUGUCGACGCCGUAAAGCGCGUACAGUCUUCAGCGAUCCACAGUUAUCGGGGUUGGAAAAACGUUUCGAAGGUCAACGGUAUCUCUCGACGCCGGAACGUGUGGAGUUGGCUACUGCUUUAGGGCUUAGUGAGACACAGGUGAAGACAUGGUUUCAAAAUCGUCGCAUGAAGCAUAAGAAACAGCUGAGACGGCGAGAUAAUACAAAUGAACCCGUUGACUUUUCACGUUCGGACGGCAGUGGCAGCGGCAGCAGCAGCAGUCAUAGUGCAAAGAGCGGUAAUAAUGCAACGUUAACAAACGGCAGUAAUGGCAAUGGCCACACCAACAACAACAACAAUCACAUGCAACAGAAUAGCAGCAAUGCAAAUAACACUAAUAAUGGAGUUGAAAAUCUAAAUGGCGUUGAGAAGACAUUUGCUGCGCAGGCUUAUGCACGCGAACAACAACAGCAGCAGCAACAAAGUAUACACCCACACGGACCAAUACAUUCAACACAUUUACAAUUACGUAGCAAUACCAAUUCGUGUGCUAAUGGAAGCGACACGCAUUCUCAACAACUGCUACAUGGCGGACACAAUGUUGCAACGCAUCAUCAACAUUUACAAAUGUUGCGCAACAUUUCGGGUGGUCAAUUGGAUAAUGCAAUGGGUUUUCUACAGCACGAUUACUCCACAGACGAUUACUCGGAUGUGGAUGAUGACGAGGAGGAGGAGGAUGACGAUGGCAGUGAUGUGGAUAUUGUGGGCGAUACGAAACUCUAUCACUUGACAUAGUUUGCGUAAUGCAGAUGCUGGUCAGAAAGGAACAGGCGUAUGAGCUUGAAUAUCCACAGUUAGUUAUU
Messenger RNA from Zeugodacus cucurbitae (melon fly), 1738 nucleotides. RefSeq names its product brain-specific homeobox protein. Gene Ontology annotation, molecular function: DNA binding; DNA-binding transcription factor activity, RNA polymerase II-specific. Gene Ontology annotation, biological process: regulation of DNA-templated transcription. The transcript has 4 exons. NCBI's taxonomy places the organism in Eukaryota, Metazoa, Arthropoda, Insecta, Diptera, Tephritidae. Bases 18 to 1670 code for a protein of 550 amino acids. The record is from RefSeq and is a predicted model, not a curated record.